Molecule: messenger RNA, 2761 nt
Organism: Scophthalmus maximus (turbot)
Lineage: Eukaryota; Metazoa; Chordata; Actinopteri; Pleuronectiformes; Scophthalmidae
Gene: parp3
Product: poly (ADP-ribose) polymerase family, member 3
Exons: 11
Coding region: 411-2003 (530 amino acids)
Cellular component (GO): site of double-strand break
Molecular function (GO): NAD+ poly-ADP-ribosyltransferase activity
Source: RefSeq, a predicted model, not a curated record
CGGGGGGCGGUGUCGCUGUUAUCGAACUCUGCGGGUCCGUGGCUCGACUCCUGCAGCAGCAGUAAAGAAGAAGAAGAGGAGGAAGAGGAGGAGGAGGAGAGAUGAGCACACAGCUGAGCUCCGCCUCUUCCUCUCACUGUACACUGACUGUGAACUUCCUGUAAAUCACAGUCAGCUGGAGUUUGGUGUUUGUGCUGCAGCAGCUCGGAGACAACUUCCCCCCCCUCUCUCUGUGUGAAGUCAAAUCAAGCCGACUGUAACUGCUCAGUAAGUUCGUAGGCGGAGGAGUCCCUCGUGUGUUCUGAUGAGCACACCGAGGCACGGGGCUGUCGUCGGGGCAUGUCUGAGCUUGUCCAGGCGGCCGUGACCCACGCCACCAGUUUCCCUGCAGGUGUGUUCCCGCAGGGCGCAUGGCACCGAAGAGACGAGCCGCCGCCGCCGCCGCCAAAGCCGGCGGCAAGAAGGCGAAAGAGGAGCCGGACAGAGCGGAGCCCAAGGAUGCCUUCACCUCCGCGAAGGAGGCCCUGCUGGCUGCAGGGCCACAGGCGAGAGGCAAGAGGAAGGUGGACGAGCACAGCCACGGCGCGACGUCCGGAGCCGGAGAGGUGCACGAGGACUACGACUGCAUGCUGAACCAGACGAACGUUGGAGAUAACAAUAAUAAGUUUUAUGUCAUUCAAGUUAUCCAGAAUAAAAAUGUAUACUACUCGUGGACCAGAUGGGGUCGAGUGGGGGAAGUGGGACAAAGCAAACCGAAGACGUUUAAUAAGCCCGAGGACGCCGUCAAGGACUUUGAGAAAAAGUUCAAGGACAAGACGAAGAACAACUGGAGCGAUCGCGUGAAUUUUGUGUCUCACCCCGGGAAGUACACUCUGAUUGAGGUGGAUGGAGAGCAGGACGCUGAGGUCAAGGUGGACAGUGUGGAUGGGAAGAAUGUCGUUAAAAAUGUCCUCCCUUGUGCCCUCGACGGGGCAACACAAGACCUAAUCCAGCUCAUUUUCAGCAACGAUAUGUUCAAGGAGGCCAUGGAAUGUAUGAACUUAGACACCAAGAAAAUGCCUCUGGGGAAGCUCAGUAAACUGCAGAUUGCAAAGGGCUUUGAAGUGUUGCAGGAGCUCGAGACAGCCAUGACUAAAAAAAGUGGAAAAGCAACCCUGCAAGAACUUUCCUCAAAGUUCUUCACCACAGUCCCACACAACUUUGGCCGGACAAGACCGCCAACCAUAGACAGCAAAGAUAUUGUGGAGACGAAGAAAGAGAUGCUUAUGGUGCUGGCUGACAUUGAGCUUGCCCAGACCCUGAAGUCAGAGACGGAGAAGGCUCAGGAAGAGAUGAUCGAGACAGUUCCUCACCCUCUAGACCAGGACUACAGUUCACUCAAAUGCAACCUCACACUUUUGGACAAGGAUGUAGAAACCUUCAAGAUCAUAGAAACAUACCUGAAAGUGACUUCGGGUGACUACCGUCAACCAAAAAUUGUCAAUGUUUGGGAAGUCGAUCGCGAGACAGAGGGGUUGCGCUUUAGCGAAAAUGAUAAUCUGGACAACCGCCAUCUGCUGUGGCACGGUACAAACAUAGCAGUGGUGGCAGCGAUCCUGAAGAGUGGUCUGAGGAUAAUGCCUCAUUCAGGAGGCCGUGUUGGUUGCGGGAUCUAUUUUGCGUCUGAAAACAGCAAGUCUGCAGGCUACGUGCGCACGUCUAAAAACACUGGAGUGAUGUUUCUGAGUGAGGUUGCCCUUGGCAAAGAACAUACCAUCACCAAAGAUAACAGUUCCUUGAAGAAGGCUCCUGCAGGCUUUGACAGUGUGGUGGCACGAGGAUCAGUGGAACCAGAUCCCUCUAAGGACAUCUCGAUCACUCUGGAGGGCAAGAAGGUUUCUGUGCCUCAGGGUAAGCCCAUACCUCAGCCCCAGUUCUCAGACAGCAACUUCCGCAACAGUGAAUAUCUCAUCUACAAAGAGAGCCAGUGUCGCCUUCGGUACCUGCUGGAGCUGAACAUGUAGAAGUAAUUCAACUCAAGGAAAGAGGCAUGAAAAACCUCUUCAUUCCCUCCAUGUUAGGGUCUUCUUAAAAAACGUUUGGCUAUGCUUUUACCUAAUCUAAUAUGGUUAAUGUCUUUAUUAUUACAGUCAUUGUGUAGAUGGUCCUACCAUUAAUGACUUGUACUUCUCUGUGCCUUACAUUUUGCACACUAUAAAACUAUCAAAGUUGGAGCUUGAUUGACCCUAUCGUACACAGCAAAUCCCCACAUACUGACAAACAACUUAUUUUUCCUUUACCAUGACAAAGGUGGUGUCCUUUCACUAUUCGCCUAUUGGUAUAUUUAUCCACAUCUUGAUUUAUAAACAUCCGGAAGGCCUCUCGAUAUUUGCACUAUUUUGUUUUUUAAUUUCAUGAUGCACUUGUAUUGUGCAAACUUGUUCAAACAAAAGAAAAUGAAUACAUUUAUAUAUAUAACUAUAUGAAAUAUAUCCUAUGCACAGAAAUGUUUACAGGUGGAAGAAUGUCUGCAGGUAAUGUCCAUGCAUUGUUACAAAUGUAAUACAUUGUUCAGCUUGUUAAGAAAAAACUCUGAAUGUGCUUCUGUAGAGUAAAGUUAUAUAAUACGUAAGUGAUAAAUUGCUGGGACAAAUUUCUUGCACUAUAGGUCCUCCAGCUAAAUGGUGGUUUGGUACACAUGUCACCUCAUGGUGUCAGUAGUGAGCAACUCCCUCAGACUACCUGAACCAAGGAUUAGUAAAUAAAUUUAAAUAUCCCUCUA